GCUGAACGAUAGAUGGUUCCGUUUAGACGAGGCCCUUGUCAGUGCAUUUGUCGAGCGAUGGCGUCCGGAGACGCACACGUUUCAUAUGCCGUUCGGAGAGUGCACGAUCACACUCCAGGACAUGGCAUACCAGUUGGGUUUGCCAGUGGACGGGCGUUACGUGAGCGGCUGCCUAUCAGAAUUCCAGAUAUACAUCCAGGGUGGCCGUCCAGCCUGGGUGUGGUUCUAGGAGUUGCUUGGAGUGAUUCCUCCUCCCAGCCAGGUUCAGAAGUACGCAAUGAACUGCAGUUGGUUCCAGGAGACUUUUGGUGAGUGCCCCGAGGGAGCCGAUGACGAGACUGUGCGGCGAUAUGCCCGUGCGUACAUCAUGAUGUUGUUGGGUACGCAGCUGUUUGCGGACAAGUCUGGCAACCGCAUUCACAUCAGAUGGCUUCCCUACGUAGCUAGGCUGGAGGAGAUGGAUACCUACAGCUGGGGUUCUGCAGCACUGGCAUGGUUGUACCGGUGCAUGUGCCGAGUUGCGAACAGACAUGUGGUCAAGUUAGUGGGCCCACUUCAGCUACUUCAGUCUUGGAUCUUCUGGCGAUUUCCUCGGUUUAGGCCUGCAGGGUAUGAGACGUUCAGCUGGCCAUUGGCCUCAAGGUGGUCCGGGUACAACCCUUCCGGUAGCGAGAAGGGUCCUAGAGUGCAGAUGUGGAGGCUGAGGAUAGACCGGUUACAGGACAGGGAGUUUAUCUGGAUGCUGUACAGCAGCCCCGACGUACUUCAGGUUGUGCAUCCAGAGGCUUUGGAGCCCCGGCAUAUGGUGUUGUGGUGGUCUGUGACGUCGCUGAUCUACUUUACCGUCAUAGAGUGGCAUCAGAUAGAUAGGAUUCUUCCGCAGUUCGGAGGGGUGCAGCCCCGUCCGAACCCCGCCCUGAACAUCGACUUUCUGAUGUCGAAGGACGGCAGAGGCGGUGAUCGAUAGUUCCCAUACCAUUUGUAGAAGUGGCAUCUAUAUUGGGACGACCGUGCGGAGACCGUGCUGAGGUUCGAUGUUGUUGCCGACCCUGGACCGUCGCAUGAGUUCCUCGAGUGGUGGAGUCAGCAUGGAAAGAGGUUCUUGUCUCCGGAUAUGCACUUGGGGGAUCCGAGAGCCGUUCCUAUUCCAGUUGAGGCCUCACAGCGGGGUGCUGGGCGAGUUCCUGACAUGGAUCGUCCUGAGGACGUGCCGGACAAACGGCGGGUUGAGAGGAGAGCUCGUGUGGGGACACGACGGAGCCAGCGU
Molecule: messenger RNA, 1267 nt
Organism: Arachis ipaensis
Lineage: Eukaryota; Viridiplantae; Streptophyta; Magnoliopsida; Fabales; Fabaceae
Source: RefSeq, a predicted model, not a curated record